UGAAAGUUGCCAUUUGCUUUCAUUUCUUUCCAUGCACGACGUCUUCUUUCCUCUUUCUGAAUGCGCGCUAAAAGAGCAAUACAAAACAACUCGAUCAACUCUACAUUUGAUUAGUUUUGAUUUUGUCGUGCUAGUUUUGAUUUUUUGAAAUUUUCAAGUUUAUUUCCUGAUUCCAGGUCGUCGGCUGCUUACAGUUAAUCCGUGUUCAGUCGUUGAAAUUUUUAGAUAAUUUCCACAUCAAAGUUUGCGUUUCUACGUUGACAUUUCACCUGAACAGAUACUACUAUCGACUACAGGAAUCAUCUUACAACGUCUAACCCCUUACCAAAGUUAAAUUAGUUUUCCAACGUUUUCUACAAUUCCAAAGUUUUUUUAAAUAUUUUACAGGAUUCAGGAUUUCCAUUCUGAAGUUGACCAGCAAGUAGUUGUCGAUCCUUAUUGCACUUUGAUCCCCACAUAGAUGUGAACAAAUUGACCCGCAGCCGGGAUUUUCUCGUGAUUAUUCCAUGGAAAUUGAUUUGGCAUUCAAUGAAGUGAUGUCGAGUUUGGAUCGUGGAUCGAGUCAUUCGGUCGGCUGGAGAAGAUCUCGGUUCUCUCGGAUGACUCGUCGCAACAACUCACACAUCUCGCCCAGGAGCAACUCGCUACUUCACGCCCGCCAUUUGGGAAUCCAGCGAAGAAAACCUUCACUGCUCAACCGCAUUUUCCACGGGCGUACCCUUCAAAACCAAAUGAGAUCCUUGUCGACUCACCAUUUGACAUCGGAAUCCAGUGCUCCAGUCAAUCUCGAAACUGGCCAGCGUUCCGGCGAUCAGUCACUUCAUCUUUUGAUGGAGCGUCUAGAGUCGCAUUUCGGACUUCAGCGUCAGACAAUGGGCAUAUUGGCCCAGCUGAACGAAGCCGCUGUAGCCAACGGCAUUGGCACAACUACCGAUAGUUUCACGGCCGCUGGAGAAAGUUUGAUCAACGGCGGUGGUGCGUCCACGGCCAGUUUUAGUGAUAGCAGCGUAUCAUCCCGUGGCGGGCCGUGGGCCUCUAAUGUCCUGCACAGCAUCCGCCAUUGGCGAGCCAGAAGAGAUGCCUUUGAAAGAGCUCGUUCUUUUGAGUCAAGAUUAUCCUCGGGCGGAUGGAUAGUAGCCUAAACAUUGGAUUUCCGCGAUGUUAUCGCCCAUUUCGCCUUGUAGAAGAUGAAGACAAUUCCGAUACAGACACUGAUGUGACGGCCGAGUCCGCCGCAACGGCAGCGAAUCUUGGCGACAGUCGAGUCCCAUUCGUUCACCCCGAUGCGUUGAGCAGCGAACGAGGCUUUUGUGGAGAGAGUAUUUGUCUCAGGUAGUUAAUGUGCAGCUAAACAAUAUGGGUGACGACGGCGGAAGCAGCAACGCUCCCAGCUCUCAACAGCCAGGAGCGCCGGAUAGCGGAGGCGAUAACAACGACCAAAAACGAACUCCAUUGUCGUCUCUGGCUUUCGACCAUGGUGGAAAGUAUCACCAGUUUCUUUUCCCAACACGGAAUCAAUUCAUCUGAUUCGGUCGAUGCGAUUCCUGCACCUACUCCGCAACCACCAACAGCAACGACGACGAA
Messenger RNA from Daphnia pulicaria, 1584 nucleotides. RefSeq lists its product as uncharacterized. Bases 507 to 1142 code for a protein of 211 amino acids. The record is from RefSeq and is a predicted model, not a curated record. Lineage: Eukaryota; Metazoa; Arthropoda; Branchiopoda; Diplostraca; Daphniidae. The transcript is spliced from 6 exons.